Molecule: messenger RNA, 1182 nt
Organism: Iphiclides podalirius (scarce swallowtail)
Lineage: Eukaryota; Metazoa; Arthropoda; Insecta; Lepidoptera; Papilionidae
Source: the annotation of a GenBank genome assembly
AUGGGAGUGUACGAGGACAGGGGAGCGAUGCACUGGCAACAGAAUGAGCGGUAUCUGUCUUCGGCAUACGAGGGUGCGGGCGAUCUGUCGCCGGUGGCUCCCGCGGCGUCGCCCGUCUCGCCCCGCGACUGCACUUCGUGCCGCAAGAGAGAGCCGCCGGACGAGCCGCCGGCCCCCCCGCCGGACGACUCCUGCGCUGGCUGCGGCUCCAAGAUCACGGACAGGUUCUACCUGCUGGCACUGGAGCGGCGCUGGCAUACGCCCUGCCUGAGGUGCUGCGAGUGCAAGAUGCCCCUCGACUCCGAGCAAAGGUGCUACGCGCGCGACAGCAACAUAUUUUGCAAGAGCGAUUAUUUGAGGUUAUACGGUUCGAGGCGCUGCGCACGCUGCAACACUAUGAUUUCCGCCUCCGAGCUGGUGAUGAGAGCCCGAGACUUGGUGUUUCACGUGCACUGCUUCUCUUGUGCUCUCUGCAGCACGCCCCUAACCAAGGGCGAUACGUUCGGCAUUAGAGACUCCGCUGUCUACUGCAGGCUGCAUUACGAGAUACCGGACUAUGGCGCUCACAUGGCAGUUCCUGGGCCGCCGCAAAUGUGUCCGGGAUCUUUCGGCGGGCCGCCGCCGGGUCAGCACUACCCCCCUUAUCCAUCACCAGAGUUUGCGCCCGUGGAGCCUGACCUACCAAAGGGGCCCUUCUUCAAUGGCGCAGCCGCACCACCGCCAAGGCAGAAAGGGCGGCCGCGGAAAAAGAAGCCGAAAGACCAAGACAUCAUGACGGCUAACCUCGAUCUGAAUGCGGAUUAUUUGGAGAUGGGGUUCCGGGGUGGCGGAGGGCUCGGCACCACGUCCCGCACCAAGCGCAUGCGCACCAGCUUCAAGCACCACCAGCUCCGUACCAUGAAGUCCUAUUUCGCGAUCAACCACAACCCCGACGCGAAGGACCUGAAACAACUCAGCCAGAAAACAGGUCUACCUAAGAGAGUUUUGCAGGUGUGGUUCCAGAACGCCCGCGCGAAAUGGCGGCGAAUGGUGACGAAGCAGGAAAACAAAAUGGCGGAGAAGUGUUCGCCGGAUGCCUCGCUAGAGAUGGACAUGUACCACGGGCCGAUGUCGCUGCCUCCCCACAGCCCCCCGUACAGCGUAAUGGGGGGUCCUCCCAGUCCCAAUUCCAUGGAUUGUCCA